AGCGCUGAGGUCGCCAAGUAAGAGCGAACUGGAUUUUAAAUCGAUUUUAAUUGCGCCGACGGUCUCACACUCAUCGGUCCUGGAUUAAAGACACUUCGAACCUCUCAGAGAUGGACGCGUGACGGCUUCGGAUUCCUGAUGGAACACAGAACGUAAGCUUGGCUGUCAUGGUAUAGGGGCGCAUGUAAAAUCCGACCAUGGACUACUUUGGCGACCCGAACCUUUUCGAGGGCUUGGACCAGGAUUGCUUCUCCUCCGGGUCCGUCUCUCUGGCGGACGAGUUGGACCUGGGCUCCGGGUUAGAACCCCUGCAGAUGAAUCCGCCGGGUCCUGAGAAGCACGCCAACCAGCACGGCGUGAACUUUUGCCAACAGUUGGGGCCGUUCGAUGGGAUGAAGGUCCAAACCGGCAUGGCACAGGCGUACUCCGCGCCGGGAGGAGCAUUCGACAGCCGGCGGACUCAGUUUCAAGAUCCGAAUCCGAACCGAGCGCCUCAUUCCAACGGACUCUAUCCCGGUAACGGCUCGGCGUGGGGGGAACAGAGGAUGGAUGUCUACCACCAUCAGCAGCUUCAGCAGUUUCAGCACUGCCAGGGUCAGCAACAGCGCCAACAGGAGUACAAUCGGCUCCAGCAGAGGCGGCAGAUCCUGAGCCAGCAUCAGAUACCGGCACAGCAACCAGCAGCGAACCCUCCGGCGCUGCUCCGCCAUCCCAAAAACUUUCCACCCUGUAACGACUUCUACUAUCAAGCGAACGUGCCCUGUCAGCAAGGUCACCGGUUAAUGAAUCACCCCGGGACGGACCCUAGUCCUCAUCUGCAGGCCAAGCCCUACCACAGCGCGCCAAUGAUCCCGGUAACGUCUCAGCACCAAAAAGAAUUCGGGCUCGCUCAAGGGGGGUACGGGUUUCCUGGGAUUACCGAGCAGGAGAACGACCUGAACUUCCACGUGCAGUCCUCCUCAACAGCCUACGCCGUACCGUCCUCUCGGUACUCCUUCCCCGGACAGCCGUCCUCUGUGGUGACCGCGUCCCGGCCGCACCCUGUCGUCCCCAUGACCUCCGCGGCCUCCACCGUGCCAUCCGGCGCCCCCAGCUGCCUGUUCCUGUCAGGUACCCUGAUGGACCAGGAGCAGCCGAAGAUCCCAGAGGAGUGUCCGUUCGCCCCCCUGCAGACCUCCGACAUGUUCCCCGAGGAGAUCGGCCCCGGCGCCGGCGUGAGUCUGAGCGAGAGCGGGUUCCAGGAUCUGGACGAGGCCCUGCUGGAUCACCAGGACGUGGGCAUGGAGGAGUUAGGGCAGGGGCACGAUCUCCUCGAGGAGGAGCUGCUGCCCGAGCUGGAGGCUUUCGUUCAGGAGGACGGUCACGCCGGAUUCUGGACCAACACACAGCCGGAGGUGAUGACGGAGGGAGGUUUGGAGGAUACGGAGAAUACGGCGUGUAAAUAUUCAUCUGUGAGUGAGCCUCCGAAGAACACUAAUGGUUCCAGCAGCCAGCCGAGGCUGCUCAGCCCGCCGAUGAAGAGCAGCCCCUCGUCCUCCUCCUCGUCCUCGCACUCCUCGUCCACGGAGAAGCGCGUCCCCAAGCGGCCGCCGCAGAUGGAGGCCUCGUCUCUGGAGGACAAGCAGCAGAAGGCCGACCGCAUCAUCUCCGAGGCCAUCGCCAGGGCGCGCGAGCGGGGCGAGAAGAACAUCCCGCGCGUCAUGAGCCCGGAGAGCUUCCCCAGCUCGUCCCAGCCGCGCCUCCACCGGGCCGGCUCCUCCAAAGCCAGGGCCAAGGAGAAGGGGUGCAAGCGCGCCCGCAUCGUCUCGUCCUCCAAAUCCAAACAGAAGAGCAAGAUUGGGAAAAUAGUCAUCAAGUUCGGCAAGAAAAAGAAACGCAAGACCGAAUCCUCGGACGAAUCGGACGACGAACCUCCGCCUCAGCGACCCUCGAAGGCCGACGACUCGAAGCGGCGGUCGAACAGGCAGAUAAAGAGGAAGCGGUAUGACGAGGAGCAGGAAGUACGGCUGUCCGAGGACGACGCGAAGGUCAGCGCCAAAGCCAAGAAGAUCAACGCUCACAAGGAGCCAGCGGUGCAGUUGUUUGUGGAGAACCCCAGUGAGGAAGACGGUGCAGUGGUGGACAAGAUCAUGGCGUCUCGGAUAGCAAAGAAGGAGGUCUCUCCAGGAGUCGUGCUUGAAGUGGAGGAGUUCUUUGUGAAAUACAAAAACUACUCUUAUCUACACUGUGAGUGGGCUACAGAGCAGCAUUUGGAGAAGGACAAGAGGAUCCAGCAGAAAAUCAAACGCUUCAAGAUUAAACAGGCACAACGAGCGCACUUCUUUGCUGAUAUGGAGGAGGAUCUGUUUAAUCCUGAUUACAUGGAGGUGGACAGAGUCCUGGAAGUUUCCUACUGUGAAGACAAGGACUCUGGAGAGCCGGUGGUGUAUUACCUGGUGAAGUGGUGCUCGCUGCCGUACGAGGACAGCACGUGGGAGCUGAAGGAGGACGUGGAUCAGAGUAAGAUCCUGGAGUUUGAGCAGAUGCAGGCAGCAAGACCAGACUCUAGGAGAGUGGAGCGACCCCCGGCCAGUCACUGGAAGAAGCUGGAGCAGUCGCGGGAGUAUCGGAAUGGUAACAGUCUCAGGGAUUACCAGCUAGAGGGCGUGAACUGGCUGCUCUUCAACUGGUACAACAGGCGUAACUGUAUCUUGGCUGACGAGAUGGGUUUGGGCAAAACCAUCCAGUCCAUCACGUUCCUGCAUGAGCUUUACUGCACUGGGAUCAAGGCGCCCUUCCUCAUCAUCGCACCGCUUUCCACCAUCACUAACUGGGAGCGCGAGUUUCGCACCUGGACCCACCUCAACGUCAUCGUCUAUCACGGCAGCGCGCUCAGCCGACAGAUGCUUCAGCAAUACGAGAUGUACUUUAGAGACUCUCAGGGUCAUCCUGUGAAGGGUGCGUACCGGUUUCAGGCGGUUAUCACCACCUUCGAGAUGAUUUUGGGAGGCUGUCCUGAGCUCAACGCCAUCGACUGGCGCUGCGUCAUUAUCGACGAAGCUCACCGCCUGAAAAACAAGAACUGCAAGCUGCUGGAGGGCUUCAAACUCAUGCGCCUGGAACACAAAGUGCUGCUGACUGGAACGCCGCUGCAGAACACGGUGGAGGAACUGUUCAGCCUGCUGCAUUUCCUGGAGCCCACACACUUUCCCUCCGAGAGCGUUUUCAUGCAGGAGUUCGGAGACAUGAAGACCGACGAACAGGUCCAAAAGCUGCAGGCCAUUCUGAAGCCCAUGAUGCUCCGUCGCCUGAAGGAGGACGUGGAGAAGAAGCUGGCUCCUAAAGAAGAGACCAUCAUCGAGGUGGAGCUCACCAACAUCCAGAAGAAAUACUACCGCGCCAUCCUGGAGAAGAACUUUUCCUUCCUGGCCAAAGGAGUCGGCCAGGCCAACGUCCCCAAUCUGGUCAACACCAUGAUGGAGCUGAGGAAAUGCUGCAACCACCCCUACCUCAUCAAAGGCGCAGAGGAGAAAAUCCUGGAGGACUUUCGCGAGGUGUGCAGCCCCUCUGCCCUGGACUUCCACCUGCAAGCCAUGGUCCAGUCGGCCGGCAAACUCGUCCUCAUCGAUAAGCUACUUCCGAAAAUGAAGGCGGGCGGCCACAAAGUACUCAUCUUCUCUCAGAUGGUGCGCUGCCUCGACAUCCUCGAAGACUACCUCAUCCAGAGACGAUACCUCUACGAGCGGAUAGACGGGCGCGUGCGUGGAAACCUUCGCCAGGCUGCGAUCGAUCGUUUCAGCAAGCCCGACUCGGACCGCUUCGUCUUCCUGCUGUGCACCAGAGCGGGAGGCCUGGGCAUUAACCUGACCGCUGCCGACACCUGCAUCAUCUUCGACUCGGACUGGAACCCUCAGAACGACCUGCAGGCUCAGGCUCGCUGCCACAGAAUCGGGCAGAACAAGGCGGUGAAAGUUUACCGGCUCAUCACACGCAACUCGUACGAACGGGAAAUGUUCGACAGGGCCAGUCUCAAACUGGGAUUGGACAAGGCCGUGCUGCAGAGCAUGAGCGGCCGGGACAACAGCCUGGGAGGAGGUGGUGGAGGAGGAGGAGGUGGAGGAGGAGGAGCAGGAGGGACGAUGCAGCAGCAGCUUUCGAAGAAGGAGAUCGAGGACCUGCUGAGGCGCGGAGCUUACGGCGCCCUCAUGGACGAGGAGGACGAAGGUGCUAAGUUCUGCGAGGAAGAUAUCGACCAGAUCCUCCAGCGCAGGACCAAAACCAUCACCAUCGAGUCGGAGGGACGGGGGUCCACCUUCGCUAAGGCCAGUUUUGUAGCAUCAGGGAACCGCACCGAUAUCUCACUGGACGACCCCAACUUCUGGGACAAGUGGGCGAAGAAGGCUGAGAUUGACAUGGACACGGUCAACGGCCGAAACAGUCUGGUCAUCGACACGCCCAGGGUGCGCAAGCAGACGCGACCCUUCAGCGCCACCAAGGACGAGCUGGCCGAGCUCUCCGAGGGCGAGAGCAGCGGAGACGAUAAGCCGAAACUGCGCCGCCCACACGACCGGCUCAACAGUUACGGCCGGACCGAGUGCUUCAGGGUGGAGAAGAACCUCCUGGUUUACGGGUGGGCCCGCUGGAGGGACAUUCUGCAGCAUGGCCGCUUUAAGAGGCAGCUAACCGAGAGAGAUGUGGAGAGCAUCUGUCGGGCCCUGCUUGCCUACUGCCUGGUGCACUACAGAGGGGACGACAAGAUCAAGAGCUUCAUGUGGGACCUGAUCGCCCCGACCGAGGACGGCAGGACCAAAGAGCUUCAGAACCACCUCGGACUCUCGACGCCAGUUCCUCGGGGCAGAAAGGGGAAGAAAAUGAAGAUCCAGUCCAGUGGGUUUGACAUUCAGAAGGCAGAGUGGAUCAGGAAGCACAACCCGGAGCACAUGCUGUCGGACGACGGAUACAAAAAACACCUGAAGCACCACUGCAACAAAGUGUUGUUGAGAGUAAGAAUGCUGUAUUACCUGAAACAGGAACUUAUUGGUUCCCAGUGUCAGAACGUACUGGACGGAGCUGAAGCAAGUUUGGUGGAGAUCUGGGUUCCUGAGCCUGAUCAUUCUGAUCUGCCCGCGUUAUGGUGGGACACUCUCUCCGACAAGUGUCUUCUGAUAGGAGUGUACAAACACGGCUAUGAGAAGUACAACACUAUCCGCGGAGAUCCUGCUCUCUGCUUCCUGGAGCGGGUCGGCAAGCCAGACGAGAAGGCCAUCGCUGCCGAGCAGAGAGGAAAUGACUUCAUGGAUGGGGACGUUGAUGACCCGGAGUACAAGCCCGCUCCCGCUUUGUUGAAAGACGAUAUCGAGGAUGACGCUUCCUCUCCAGGAGAGCUGGUCAUAACGGAUACAGGUGGAGAAGCCGGCCCGGCGUUAGACGGCGGAGGAGGCAGUUCUUUCGGAACGGUCACGGGGGCGUACUGGCCGUCCUCGUCGUCGCUGACGGCCCGGCUGAGGCGCCUGAUCACGGCGUCCCAGCGCUUCACCAAGAGCAAACAGAUCCUGCAGAUACACCAGACCCAGCAGGCCCUGCCACCUGAAUUCUGCCCUCUGCCCCCUACGGUCGACGAGACGCUCACGCCCAAAAUGGUCGCAAAGCUCGAGAGACAGCAAAGGUGGACCAGAAGAGAGGAGGCAGAUUUCUACCGCGUCGUCUCUACGUUCGGUGUGGUGUUCGAUCCGGACCUGGGCCGCUUCGACUGGACCAAGUUCCGAGCCAUGGCCCGGCUGCACAAGAAAACCGACGAGAGUCUGCACAAGUACCUGUGUGCUUUCACCGCCAUGUGCAGGAGGGUGUGUCGCCUGCCGCAGAGAGACGGUGACACGGUGGAUCCCUCGCUCUCCAUCCAGCCUAUCACGGAGGAGCGGGCGUCACGCACCCUGUACCGGGUGGAGCUUCUCCGGCAGAUCAGGGAGCAGGUCCUGCGCCACCCUCAGCUCUACGAACGCCUGGCUCUGUGCCAGCCGGCCUCGGACCUUCCGGUGUGGUGGGAGACGGGCACGCACGACCGGGACCUGCUGAUCGGAGCGGCCAAGCACGGGGUCAGCCGGACGGACUACCACAUCCUCAGAGACCCGGAGCUGGGCUUCAUGGCCGCGCAGAGGAACUACAGCCAGAACAAGGGUGCGCCGAACCCCACCCCGAAUCACGCACUACUGCUGGGACAGACUCACGCCUCGUCUCCCGCUCUGAGCCAGCAUCCCGGCGCCGCGCCUUCCCCGCUGGCCAACUCCACCCCCAGGGAGGUGGCCCCCAAGGAGGAGCCGCUCAUAGACGGAGAGCUGGAAGCGGGCAUGGAGAGAUGGGAUCCGCUCAAGACCUCCAUACCUACGGGAGACGCCGGGGAGAACGAGAGACGCAUGGAGGCCGCCCGAACCAAACCGCUCACGGCCGGCGCGGACGGCAGGAAGCAGAAAAAGCUCCGCAAGAGGAGCCGCAAGGAGGCCAGGAGGAGGUCGGGAUCGGGCUCCGAUUCGGACGCGUCUUCCUCCAGCUCUUCGUCCAGUUCUUCGUCCCGAUCCUCGUCCUCCUCCUCGUCUUCGUCGCGCUCCGGGUCCAAUUCCUCGUCCUCGUCUUCUUCCUGCUCCUCAGGCUCGUCGUCUUCGUCCUCGUCUUCGUCGUCCGAAGAGAGCGACGGUGAAGACGUCCCCAAGAACGCCGCCGCGGUGCCAGGCAUAAAGGGCUUCGACGAGGACAGCAUAGCAUCUCAGAGCACUACACACGACGACGCGCAGGACAGUCACGUGACCAACGGCAUCGCUAACCUCUCCCACCCCAUGCACGGCGGAGGCUACAUGCUCGCUGCUUCCUACUGGCCCAAGGACCGGGUCAUGAUAAACCGACUGGACAGCGUCUGUCAGGUGGUGUUGAAGGGCAAGUGGCCCGGGCCGCGGCGCGUGUACGAGGGGAGCGCGGUGUCCUCGUUUUACACCACUAAGCUCAUGGACCACGCCUCCACUCUGGCGGACGACCCGGCGGCCUCCCCUCAGGGGUCAAAGGUGAAGAAGCAUGAUGCAGACAGAGAAAAGGAGUUCUCGGUCAAAAUCAAUGACCAGGAGGGCAGUCUGAAGUUGACCUUCCAGAAGCAGGGUUUGCCCUUGAAGCGCCCGAUGGAUGCGGAAGACGGACCUCUGGCACAGCAGCAGUACCUGGCACGGCUACACGAGCUACAGAGCGCCUCCGAUACCUGUCUGACCGACUACACAAAAUCACUAAACAAUUACCCACCAGCAGCCCUGGGUAGUCAGAUCCGACUUAACGGAAUGGUGGACGGUCAGCCGGCGAUGAAGAAGCGAAGAGGACGAAGGAAGAACGUGGAGGGAAUGGAUCUUCUCUUCAUGAACAAGAACAGACCUCCAGCAAUGCCCGACCAGGCUUCUCCGGCCUGGAGUGGGGUCGCGACCCCGGGUAUGAGCCCUGGCUUCUCCCAGGCUGCCGGACCCGUAGAUACGGAGAGCAGAGUCCCUGUAAUAAACCUUAAGGAUGGAACGCGGCUCGCCGGGGACGACGCUCCCAAACGGAAGGAUCUGGAUCAGUGGCUGAAGGAGCACCCGGGCUUCGUGGCGGACGUGGGAGCGUUUAUUACGGGGGUGAGUAAGAUCCCGUUUCAGGAGGACCGGCCGAAACAAAAAAGGCAUCGCUGCAGGAAUCCUAAUAAGAUCGACGUCAACAGCCUGACGGGAGAAGAGCGCGUCCAAAUCAUCAACAGGAAAAAUGCUCGGAAGAUUGGUGGCGCGUUCGCUCCGGCUCUGAAGGACCUGAGCCGCUUUCUCCAGGAAAACCCGGAGUACGGAAUCCCUCCGGAAUGGGCAGACGUGGUCAAGCAGUCGGGCUAUUUACCGGAGAGCAUGUUCGACCGUAUCCUAACCGGCCCCAUCGUACCCGAGGAGGUGAGCAGACGAGGCCGUCGGCCCAAGAACGCCAUGGCCAAGAUGGCUGGCGCCCCCGGCGCGAACGCCAACCCGGCCCUGGGCGUCAACCCCCUCCUGAGCAACGGGCUGCUCUCCGGUCUGGAUCUGAACAGCCUGCAGGCCCUGCAGAACCUUCAGAGCCUCCAGCUCACCGCCGGACUCAUGGGCCUCCAGAACGACCCCAACGUGGCCGCCAUGCUUCCCAUGAUGCUCUCGGGCAUGGCCGGCUUACCCAACCUGCUCGGCAUGGGCACCCUGCUAGGGGGCCAGGACGGCACCGCCAGCGAGGAUUCGGGGAAGAAAAGGGGGGGCGGAGAGACCGCGAGCGCGGAGAGCAAACGGGAGAGGACAGAAUGUCAAACCUCGACGGCGGCGGCGGGUCAGGCGUUAGCCCUCAACCCCUUACUGCUCUCCAGCAUGAUGUACCCAGGGAUGCUCCUAAACCCAGGCCUUAACCUGCCUGUGGCCAAUCGGCCGCAAGCUACCGCCCUCCCGGCUCAGCCCGCCGCUCCCGAGACCCCACAGAACGAUCCGGGUCAGCAGGGUGAAGGGCAGGAGCCCGAGGAACGCAAGGACGCCAGCGGUCCAGAGGGCUCGACGAAGGCAGAGUCGUCCUCCGCCGAGUCGGGGGGCUCGUCCUCGUCCUCCGAGGAUUCGGAUUCCACCGAUGAAGACUGAACCUUUAUACGUACGAUAUAUAUACAUAGAUAUAAAUAAAUAUAAAUACAUAUUCUAUAUUUAUAUCACACCUCUUAGAAAUGUACACACGCAGACGUAAAUAAGAGCACUUACAUCAUGAUUUUUCGGGUUUCUUUUGUUUUUGUUUUGUCUUAUUUUCCCGUGUAAAUAUGAGAACUAAAGUGUUGUGUAAUAAAGAUGAGAAUAAAUGGAAAGUCAUGGCUGUACAGACGCGGAAA
Trichomycterus rosablanca is the source of this 8857-nucleotide messenger RNA. RefSeq names its product chromodomain helicase DNA binding protein 9 (gene chd9). The coding region runs from base 198 to 8618 and encodes 2806 amino acids. Lineage: Eukaryota; Metazoa; Chordata; Actinopteri; Siluriformes; Trichomycteridae. Gene Ontology annotation, molecular function: ATP-dependent chromatin remodeler activity; protein binding; ATP binding. The record is from RefSeq and is a predicted model, not a curated record. The transcript is spliced from 39 exons.